Molecule: messenger RNA, 5235 nt
Organism: Aspergillus mulundensis
Lineage: Eukaryota; Fungi; Ascomycota; Eurotiomycetes; Eurotiales; Aspergillaceae
Exons: 6
Coding region: 1-5235 (1744 amino acids)
Biological process (GO): intracellular transport
Molecular function (GO): ATP binding; nucleic acid binding
Source: RefSeq, a predicted model, not a curated record
AUGGCGUCGGAGACUCGGAAAGAUGAAUUAGAGGUUCAGAAUGGUGCCGUGGAUCAGGCACCCGCGGACGACUCCCAAACCUCCGAUAACGAUGGCGGCGAGCGUCCGGUUCGCAACAAGCUAAAGGAGACGACCAUCACAGCAGCUCCAGACCAGCAGGGCGAUUCCAGCAGGGCAAGCAGCCGCGGCAGAAAGCGGUCGUUUGACGAGGACGAGGAAGAGAAUGAGGACGAUGCGGGUCACAGGAGGAAGCGGUCGCGGGACUCGAAUACGGAGGAGAUGGCGGACGCCGCGCCGGCACAGACGACAGCAGUGACGCUCAAACUCGACGAAGAUGAGGGCCAGCCGGAGUUGCUAAAGCCGCAGCAAGAAUCAGCAGGCGCAUUGAAGAAGAAGAGGAGUAGGGAUCAAUUGGACAAGGAUGAAGAGAUGGCUGAGGAGAAGGGGGAGAAGGCCGCUGCCAAGGAUACUGCAGAGAGUGGUGCAUCGACGGCAAAGGCUGCGAUUGAGUCUGCGGCCACCGCUGAAGGGGAACCAGAGAAGAAGAGGCACAGGGACGAAUCUAGAGAACGGGAUCCGGCUCCCCUUCCCAGUGCGUUCGCAAACACGUCAUCGGCAUCUCCAUUCGCAAACACAUCGUCCACAUCGCCAUUCGGGUCAAUCGGGGCCUCAACGUCGAAGCAACAGGAGGAGGCUAAACCCACCACGUCCGCGUCUGCAUUCGCCUCGUCAAGCUUAGCUGGCUUUGCCAGCUCUGAGCAAUCCCCAUUCGGCUCUCUCGGCGCGUCGACACCAUCUGUUUUCAAAUCAUCGGCCGAAUCAACACCUGCGGAUGCAGAAAAGCCCGCGGCUACCGGGUUCGCUGCCGCGGCUAAACCAUCGGGCUUUGCAGGGCUGGGAGGGGGUUUCUCUGGCUUCGGCGGCGGCUUUGGAGCUUCAGCCGCGAGCUCAGGUGGCGGUCUGACUAGCUUUGCUGCCCCCGGUGGUUCUGCUAUUCUGGGUAGUUCUAGCGCGAAGCCGCUUGGCGCAGAAGCUGAUUCGGACGACGAGGAGGAUAAGGACAAUGAAGAAAGUGGGCCGGCUGAGUUUGAGGAGGAUAAGACAGACGAGCGAUUCUUUGAGCGAGAGAUCCAAACCGGCGAAGAGGCAGAAAAGACAUACUUUUCCUGCAAAGCGAAGCUCUUCCACUUCUCAGAUAAGGAAUGGCGAGAGCGCGGCAUUGGCACUUUCAAGGUCAAUGUCAAGACCACGGACGGCGUUGAAGACAAGAAGUCUGCGCGCAUGAUUAUGCGCGCUGAUGGCGUCCACCGCGUUAUGCUGAACACGCCGCUGUUCAAGGGGAUGACGGUUGGCGAUGCCAAGGGCAGCGAGCCGAAAUCUACAAAGCAGAUCCAUUUGGCCAGCUUGGAGAAUAGCCGCUCUGUUCCACUUUUGUUGAGGGUAAGGCCUGUUGAAGUACCAGUAAACUGGAGGCCAACCGAAGAUCUUCAUGCCCGUGGGCAAUGGACAGUUUGUGUAUGCGUAUCCUUGGGAUUGGAAGAUGAUAGCGCUGGUGCAGGCGGUUUUUUGAAUUGGGAUCGCGGACUGGGGAACUUUCAACACGCUUCUUAUCGACCACAAUGGGGCGCUCAGAUGGCUGGACGAAAGACGAGAAGUACAGCUCCAUUCAUCGAAACUGGAUCGGCUGGGAACCGAAGCCACAAUGAACAGGCUGGCAGCCAACAAACUCCGACCACCAACGCGUCUACUACGCCGCAAGUGCUACAAAGCCCAGAGCAGACCGGGACCACGAAACCGAAACGGAAACGAGCUGCAACUACCGUCGGGACUUCUAACCCUCAAGAUAGCGCUGAUGGCAUAGUAACCGCCAAGAAAAACGGAAUAGCAACGAAAGAGACCACCAACUCUACAAACGCACCAAAACAACCCGGCAAGAAACCCAGAAAGACCACCACGGGCACGAAAAAGCAGCCGCCGCGCAAACCCUCUGCUCCAUGGCCGGACACCUUCAAGAACCUAUCCCGUACCCAUCGCGCCCUGAACAUUGUUUACACGUUCUGCUGCACGAGGAAGCACUUCGCCACGACAUUCGACAAUAUCAAGAAGGCGGUACAGGCGCAGAGCGGCACGGAACUUACGGUAGAGGAUAUUGCAAGGAUUCGGGUUCUUAUUCCGAGGGCUGUGAGGUUUGAGUAUGUGGAUGAGGCGCGCUUGGAUGUUUUGAGUGCGGGGGAGAGAGAGGAGGUCAAGGGUUGGGCUGUUAACCCUAAAAACGGGGAUGGCGCUGAGUCGGCAGAGAAUGGGGAAGGGGACGGCGUAACGCAUGCGUUGCUCUUUGAGUUUCUAGAUGGGGAUCUCAAGAAGGAGAGGAAGGGGGCCGCUGCGUCGCGGGACAAAGACGAGGACUUGAAGAUGCCGGUCUACAGCCAGAAGCAGAUGCUCAAUCUGAUUGAGAAGCGGAAUGGGAAGUUUGCGGACGCCGUUGAUGCAUUUCUUGUGAGGUGUGAGGAUGAGGGUAUUCAUCCUGUUGAGUCCUUGGAAAAGGAGAAGAAUGCUUUCGCUCCUGUUCCUCCUGAUUAUGAGGUUGGACCUGGCUCUGGGGUGCCAGCGAAGGUACAGGGACCGAUACCGAAGGACCGCAAAACGAUGGCUGAGAUAAUUAACGAGAUCCGGACCUUGGAUUGGUAUACGGGGCAGAUUGUACCUGAUGGACAUAGGGCGUUUGAUGCGCAGCCGGCUGUUUACGGGGACUUGAACUUUGCGCUCUCGCAGGAUCUUGUGAAUGCGUUGUACAACACGAAGGGGAUAACGCGGUUUUAUUCGCAUCAGGCGGAAGCAAUCAACCGUCUCCACGACGGACAGAACGUUAUCGUCUCGACAUCGACCAGUUCCGGAAAGUCGUUGAUAUACCAGGUUCCAAUGCUACAUGAGCUCGAGCAGGACUCGAACAGCCGGGGUAUGUAUAUCUUCCCUACGAAAGCCCUUGCACAGGACCAGAAACGCAGCAUGCAGGAGCUCCUGCAGUACCUGGACAAUUUACAAGGUACGAUGGUGGAAACGUUCGACGGCGACACACCAAUGGAAAGUCGCAAUCUCAUUCGAGAUGAGGCUCGAAUUAUCUUCACAAAUCCAGAUAUGCUACAUAUCACGAUCCUUCCGCAGGAGAGCUCGUGGCGGACAUUCCUCCAGAACCUCAAAUUUGUCGUCGUUGAUGAGCUUCACGUCUACAAUGGUCUAUUCGGAUCUCACGUUGCGCUCAUCAUGCGCCGUCUACGUCGGAUCUGUGCUGCUGUCGGAAAUCGACAUGUCCGAUUCAUAUCCUGCUCGGCAACAGUAGCUAACCCCGAAGAACACAUGCGGGCCAUCUUCGGCGUUGACGACGUGCAGCUGAUCGAUUUUGACGGAUCGCCCUGCGGCCGAAAGGAGUUUCUCUGCUGGAAUACACCAUUCAAAGAUCCCGGUGACCCAACAUCCGGACGAGGCGAUAGCGUCGCCGAAGCUGCGCGACUCUUCUGCCAGCUAAUCCUCCGAGGCGCACGCGUGAUAGCCUUUUGCCGCAUCCGCAAGCUAUGCGAGAUUCUUCUGCAAGCCGUCCGAAACGAAUGCACCCGUCUUGAGCGGCCCGAGGUCGGGAACAUGAUAAUGGGCUACAGAGGUGGAUACAGCCCACAGGACAGACGAAGGAUCGAGGCCGAGAUGUUCCAGGGCCAAUUGCUCGGCAUCGUGGCAACCAAUGCCCUCGAGCUAGGCGUUGACAUCGGCUCUCUCGACGCCGUGAUCACGCUCGGCUUCCCCUACUCGAUCUCUAAUCUCCGGCAACAGAGCGGCCGCGCCGGUCGUAGAAACAAGGACAGCCUUUCCAUCCUUGUCGGUGAGCGCUAUCCAACAGACCAGUACUACAUGCGGAACCCGGAGGAGCUCUUCUCCAAGCCGAACUGCGAGCUGCAGGUUGAUCUUACAAACGAACUUGUUCUGGAAGGACACGUCCAAUGCGCUGCCUUCGAACUCCCCAUCAAACCAGACGACGAUCAGAUCUACUUUGGCCCGCAGCUGGCCGAAUUCGCGUCUACCCGGCUUGUUCGUGAUGUGAUGGGCUUCUACCACUGCCACGAGCGGUUCAGGCCUCAGCCGUCGCGGUGCGUUCCGAUCCGGGACACAGAAGACCAACAUUUCGCCGUCAUCGACACAACAAAUGCUCGCAAUGUCGUUCUCGAAGAAGUCGAAGCCUCACGCGCAUUCUUCACCCUCUACGAAGGCGGCAUCUUCCUCCACCAAGGCCAAACAUACCUCGUCAAAGAGCUCAACCCAGAUCGCUUCUUCGCGCGCGUCGUCCGCGUCACGGUCGACUGGAACACCAUGCAGCGCGACUAUACGGACAUCGACCCCGUCGAAACAGAGCACAUGCGCCUGAUCACUCCUUCCACUCCUUCCAUCGGAAACACACCUACACUCGCCCCUACAACAGAUCUCGAACGCAAGGAAGAAAAAGAGAAACAAAUCCACGCAUUCUACGGCCCAAUCCGCAUUCACGCCGUGGUUUACGGGUUUUUCAAAGUCGACAAACGCGGCCGCAUCCUCGACGCCGUGGCCGUCGAUAACCCACCCAUCACGCUCACCACAAAGGGAAUGUGGCUCGACGUCCCCAAGUCCGCAUUGCAGAUUCUUGAAUCCCGACGCCUGAACAUCGCUGCUGCGAUCCAUGCCGCCGAACACGCGAUCCUCUCGCUCUUGCCGAGUUUCGUCAUCUCGAGUCCCGGCGACGUCAGGACGGAGUGUAAAGUUGCGAAGAAGGAAUUGGGCAAGGAUUUGAAACGCGUUGUUAGAAAUGGGAGUGGUGAUGAUGUGCCGGUUCUCCGGCCUCCGCACCGCCAGCGUCCUGCGCGGUUGACGUUCUACGAUGCGAAGGGGGGAUCGUGCGGGUCUGGGAUCGCAAGGAAGGCGUUUGAGUUUGUGGACUCGUUGCUCAAGCGUGCUGUUGCGCGGAUAGAGGCUUGUGUCUGUGUUGAGCCGAAGGGGUGUCUGGAGUGUGUUUGUGACGAGCGGUGUAAGGAGAUGAAUUCUGUUAUGAGUAAAGCGGGUGCAGGGGUUGUGCUGAGGUGUUUGCUGGGUUGGGAGGUUGAUGUCGAAGCUUUGCCUUGGGGCGAGGUUGAUGAGGAUGAUGGGGGUGAGAUGGGGGAGUUGGCGGGGGGUCUGGAGACCGUUGUUUUGGCGAGGCAGGUUCCAUUUAGGGCCUAA